Messenger RNA from Blumeria graminis f. sp. triticale, 3060 nucleotides. Lineage: Eukaryota; Fungi; Ascomycota; Leotiomycetes; Helotiales; Erysiphaceae. The record is from the annotation of a GenBank genome assembly.
AGUCUCCUGACAUCAUGGUAUGAGCCCUCUAUCUCGUUCGAAUGUGUAACUUUGCCUGAUUACAACACCCAGGUUCUAUUCAAAAGAAAGCCCGUUCAGUAUUUGUCUCCUCCCAAGGUUGAGAAUGACGAAACAGAGGUCUGGGAAAUAAAACAGACGGGAGAGAUAUUCAUAGACUAUAAUAGUUACCUUGCUCGAAUGGAUUUUUACAAGCAGCGGCGGUUUAUUUGUCAAAUCACUGGACACUCUGGAUUGUCGUUUUUUGAGGCUCUAAAGAGUGAGCUUGCAGGUGCCCAGGUAGUCGAAGAAGCCUUUCCAGAAGCCCUUAAAGGCCCCAUACUUCGGAGAGUUCAGUUGCAGACAAUCUCCAGAAUCGAUACACUUGUCGACUUGAUUUAUGAAGAGUUCCGCGCUGAUUACUAUCCUGGAGAGGCCGUCACCGUUCAUGUUAUGACCGGAGAAAAAUUAACUGGCAUCGUCAGAGAUAAAUCGUCAUUUGGUGCAAAGAUACUGCCAGACGGUACAACAAACCCAUCCUUCUCCAGAUAUUUUGUUAGCCUCGACGGCCGAUCGGAUGAGGAAGCAGUAGUAGAUGACGCGCACAUCUCCAGAGAUCGUAAGAUAUUCACAAAACAGGUCUUGCGCUCUUUUAUUAGGAAGACGGUAUCGAGAGAAGCAUGGAAUGGUGCUCCAUGGCUAGUUCGGAAUGAUGUUGCCAAACAGUAUCAUAUAGAUGUUCGAGUACCACCACACCUUUGCUAUGAAAACAAAUCAAUGGAAAAAAAAAGCAAGAACAAAAAUCUCAAAAACAGUUCAGGAAAGUUUGGAACAUUAGAUAACAACACAGAAAAUUCUGGUCUCACUGAUCCGCUAAACGAGUUUAAACCAAGAGCAAAAUGCCAGAAAUUAAACCAACAAAAUGGCCACUUAGUUCCUAAAAGCAAAAAAGCAACAAAGACCCUUGUUUGUAGAACCUCAAAGGGGUCGCAACAGUCUCUGAAUUUAGUACGAAAAUUUUCUACAACUUCUUCGCCUCCUGAAGAGCCACAGAAUACUAGAAUUGCAUCCACUGCAGUUCCUUGCGACUCGAAUACAUCAACAUCACAGUCAAAAAUGGCGCAGCCUAUUGUAAAAUACCCAAUAGAAGACUUAUGUUUACCUCCUCGUCUAGAAAGACCAACGAGACCUCCAUUAAAAUUCUUAUCUGACGACUGUACAAUAAGUGAUACCAGUUCAAAGGAAAAAAAUAUAAAAAUCUUAACGGAAUCAGUCGGCCUUCUCCUCCAAACAUGGGUCUUUUUGAACAUUUAUUGCGAGGUUUUAAUAUUAGACUCAUUUACGUUCGAUGACUUUCUCGAGGCUAUGAAGUUCUCCUCACUAGAUGAAGAGUGUCAACUACUAACUGAAAUCCACUGUGCUGCCUUAAAGAUGCUGGUAGCCUCAGAGAUUGAAGGUGGAGAUAUCUUAGUUCCUCUCCCAGGAAUGGGUAAAGAUGGGGGAGAAAAUGCUGAUGAAUCUAUUUCUACUUCUACAAAUGUUGAAGCAGAGCCUGAAUUAAAAGUUCGGUCAACUCGAAGAACUUAUCAAAAGAUAGAAAUACCUCCAGAAGGAAAAAUUUCCCAUCGAGCGGCUGAAAUGCAGGCAGGUAUCAACUGGAUCGAUAGGCUUCGGAAACGUGACUUUAAGUAUGGGGGCUGGCAAAUCAUUGUCAUAGGACUAUUAUUUCAGCUCUCAAAAAGCUCUCGCCAUGCAGACAUUUGCGAAACCUUGUUACAACAACUCGCGCCACUAGAACGAGACCCAACUCCUGAGACAGCCCGUCGACAGUACGCGUUACUAAACGUCAACCAUCGUGCACAGCUCCUCGAGAUCAUUUGUACUUUUCUUGCGAACACUAAAGCAGCACGGGCAUACAUGGAGGAAUGCAGCGAGCAGAUGACGUGUUUUAGAAAAGAAAAAAUACAAUGGCAGCGAGAUCGAAAGCAGUAUCUCGAAGAACUUCGAAUGCUCAGUGAUGAGAGAAAACUCUUAUCGCCUCUAGACUCGUCUCUAUCUCCUUCAUCCGGAAUCAAUACCAUAAGUGUGAUUGUUGAAAGUAAAGAGAACAUUGGGUCUAUCCCAGACGAAGUAGCAGAUACUGAAGAUGAAUUAAAAGAAGUACGUUCACUUCGGAGCGGACAGGAUCAAAUAAUGCAACGAAAAAGAAAUCGUGAAGCUCAACGGGAGAAAAAGAAAAAAGCAGAUCUAGACGCUUUACUUUCUAACAACGCCAAAAAGUCUGCAAAGUUGGCAAAAGACAUCCAAAAAAAACAAGAGCUCAUCACGAAAUGUGAGAACGAAAUUGCCACUCUAGACAACGACUUGCGGGAAGCAGACUGCCCCAGAGUUCGUAUCUUAGGGAAAGAUAGAUUUUACAACCGUUAUUACUGGUUCGAAAGAAAUGGUAUGCCUUAUGGUGGCCUACCUACUAGCUCAACUGCACACGCCAAGUACGCGAACGGAAGAUUAUGGGUUCAAGGACCAGAUGAAAUAGAGCGCGAAGGAUUUAUUGACUUGGGGCCUGAGCUGCAAGGUAACUAUAGGGACAAAUAUGGUAUGACUGUUCUAGAACGUAAGAAUCUUGAGGAAGGGCCCACCAGUGUUUACAACACUCAUCAAUGGGGCUACUACGAAGAUCCGGACUCGCUUAAUUCACUCAUCACCUGGCUUGAUACCCGAGGAAUCAAUGAGCUAAAAUUACAUAAAGAAUUAAAGCUCUACCAUGAUCAAAUAUCCUACAACAUGAAGAGACGUAGCGAAUAUCUCCAAUUAGAUAAAUCCGAACGUUCUGAUACUAAUCGUAUUAUGACUCGUCGGAUGGAUCUCUCUGAAUCAUCCGCUAACCGACUAUCAGCUUGGAAAAACAAUAUAGCGUACACAGAAAUCGGCCACUUACACUCUGAUGAGCCCCGAUCUCGAAAUUCGACGAGGAAAUUAGCGCCUCAUAUUUCUACUUCUAGUACUGAUUACUCUAAUAAAAAUGAGGUUAAAGGAAAGAACAAGAGAAAUCUUGGUCGAUAA